Messenger RNA from Ichthyophthirius multifiliis, 507 nucleotides. RefSeq lists its product as hypothetical. Gene Ontology annotation, cellular component: centrosome; centriole. The transcript has a single exon. Gene Ontology annotation, biological process: mitotic cell cycle; centriole replication. Gene Ontology annotation, molecular function: calcium ion binding. NCBI's taxonomy places the organism in Eukaryota, Ciliophora, Oligohymenophorea, Hymenostomatida. The record is from RefSeq and is a predicted model, not a curated record.
AUGAAUAAAUAAAAACCCAAAAUUAAAAAUUUUAAUCCUAAAUAAUAUGAAAAGCCAGGUUUAACAGAAGAUGAAAUAAUGGAAAUUAAAGAGGCAUUUGAUUUAUUUGAUACAGAUUAAGGAGGUGCAAUAGAUCCUAAAGAAUUAAAAGCAGCAAUGACAUCAUUAGGAUUUGAAGCUAAAAAUUAAACUAUUUAUUAAAUGAUUUCUGAUCUAGAUUAAGAUGGUAAUGGUUAAAUUGAAUUUAAAGAGUUUUUGGAUUUAAUGACUGCAAGAAUUUCAGAUAAAGAUAGUAGAGAAGAUAUCGAAAAAGUUUUUAGAUUAUUUGAUGAUGAUAAAUAAGGUUAGAUUUCUGUCAAAAAUUUAAGAAGAGUAGCUAAAGAAUUAGGAGAAACUAUGGAAGAAGCUGAAUUAUAAGAAAUGAUUGAUAGAGCUGAUUAAAAUAAAGAUGGUCUUGUUGAUUUUGAGGAAUUUUAUAAUAUAAUGACUAAAAAAACAUUUAAUUGA